This is a messenger RNA of Oncorhynchus tshawytscha (Chinook salmon), 735 nucleotides long. RefSeq names its product complement C3-like. The transcript has a single exon. The record is from RefSeq and is a predicted model, not a curated record. NCBI's taxonomy places the organism in Eukaryota, Metazoa, Chordata, Actinopteri, Salmoniformes, Salmonidae. The coding region runs from base 82 to 735 and encodes 217 amino acids.
GUGGCAUCAGCCAGAGAGCUGGCAAUCACUGUGAAGACCAAGGAUCCGGCGAUCCUCCACAACAGACAGGCGGAGGCCACCAUGAAGGCUCUCCCCUACAAAACUUCCACUGGGAACUUUCUCCAUGUUGGGGUUUGUUCUAAUGAGUUGAAGAUUGGAGACCCCAAUCUGAUCAAUCUGAACCUGGGAUCCACCCCCAUACAAAUCCAUGACAUUACAUACAUGUUCCCGAGUAGAGGUCAGCUGGUGAAAGUGGGCCGAUUUAAAAGACAGGGCAACGCGCUGGUGACACUGUCAGUGGCUGUCUCCAAGGAGAUGCUUCCGUCGUUCCGCAUCGUAGCGUACUACCAUGUGGGAGCAGCUGACCUGGUGGAAGAGUCUGUCUGGGUUGACAUCAAGGUCUCCCGCAUGGGAUCACUGAAAGUGACAUGGACCAGGCCCAAGGCAUCCUAUGAGCCUCGUAAGGCUUUCAGUCUAACCAUCACUGGAGACCCGGGAGCGAAAGUAGGGCUGGUGGCUGUAGACAAGGGAGUCUACGUUCUCAACAGCAAACACCGUCUCACACAGACCAAGAUCUGGGACACCAUAGAGAAGCAUGCUACAGGCUGUACAGCUGGAGGGGGAGCAGACAUUCUGGGGGUGUUCUACAAUGCUGGUCUGGUAUUUGAGACCAACACUGCUAAAGGGACUGGGAUCAGAACAGACCCCAGCUGUCCUGUUAGUUCUAGGCGGUGA